This is a messenger RNA of Fusarium verticillioides 7600, 1778 nucleotides long. RefSeq lists its product as hypothetical. Bases 597 to 1613 code for a protein of 338 amino acids. Gene Ontology annotation, biological process: carbohydrate metabolic process; pentose-phosphate shunt, non-oxidative branch. Lineage: Eukaryota; Fungi; Ascomycota; Sordariomycetes; Hypocreales; Nectriaceae. The transcript is spliced from 6 exons. The record is from RefSeq and is a predicted model, not a curated record. Gene Ontology annotation, molecular function: transaldolase activity. Gene Ontology annotation, cellular component: intracellular anatomical structure.
CGCUAAACCCAAUCAAAGUCAUUACGAUCCUCAUUAUCUCAUCAAAGGUUGAUAUCAUGAAGCUCAAUCUCAAGCCUCAUGAAUUCUUGGGACCGUUACUGAGUGGAAUGACCGACAAGUGCCGGUAGCAACUCAAUCGCCUCCCUCCACAGCAAGUUCACAAUCGGAGAGCCACUUCGACCCACGCGUUUCCACCACAUGAUCACAGUAUCGUCUCUACAUUGGCGUAGAAAGUUUUGACCCCAUCAAUUCAAGUGAAUUGGGAUACGGAAAUAGUGCUGCCCGGAGGAGAGAAACCCCUCUUGCCUCGCCCUUCUCGUCGUGGUAAUUGCAGCCGAAUGACAUUCGAGAAACAAGCGUUUCGGGUAGCCAAGCCGAGCGAAUGGCCGCCAAAGUUUCCGUCAUGCUCUAAUUCUGGUGGGGGUCAGCUCGGCUUGGUGACUUGACUUGAGCAGAACGACUCCAUCGAUGAGUUUGAUGAUAAAGCAAGAUAUUGUCGAAAUCGACAAGAACAUUAUUUAAAAUCGCAAUUGACUCCCUAUUAUCUGCGAAAUUCUUCAGAGAAAGCAGCUCAUUCGCAUUGAUAUAUCGCUGAUAUGACGACAUUGUUGGAAGCUCUUCGCCAGACCAGUCGGGUUGACUGCGAUACUCUCGAUUCGAACGUUGCUCAUGAGUUGGGCCCAUUCGUGGAUUGCACAUCUAACCAGGCAAUCGCAUUCUCGGAGAUCUCAAGACCGCUUGCUGGUGAACCCCUUUUGCAUCACGAUGUGCUGAUUAAAGAGGCCAUUCAAAGUGCCCGUGGGGCACUGAAGGAAGUGCAAGGAUCCGCGACGUUUGAGGAGUUUGUUGUACAGAUCUUGAUGGUGAAACUUCAACUAUUGAUCGUACCUAAUGUUACAGGCUACGUGCAUAUUCAGACCAACCCAAAGCUGUCCUACUCGACCGACGGCACCAUCAGCGACGCCUACCGUAUCGUCAAUAUCUUUAAACACCUGGCCCCGGAUUUCGACGAGAAGAGGGUGUGCAUCAAGAUCCCCGCAACUUGGGAAGGUCUCCAGGCAUGCCGAACACUUGAGAUGAAAGGAAUCGCGACUCUUGCGACCACCAUGUUUUGCAUGGAGCAAGCGGCGUUGGCUGCCGAGGCCCAGUGUACCUACAUUGCGCCAUAUGUCAAUGAGCUCAAGGUUCAUUUCGAAGCUGGAUACAUUGACGAGAACAAAGCCUUUGACUUUUGUCGCGAGGCACAAGCCUACUACAUUAACCACUCAUUCCGCACCCAAGUAUUGGCAGCAUCACUCACGUCUGUGGAAGAAGUAAUGCAGCUUGCCGGAAUCCAACAUGUCACGAUUUCACCGAAUUUGCUCAAUGGCCUUGCUUCAACUGACUUGUCGACCUGGAAUGGAAAACUGGGCGAGUACUUUGCGCAAGGCCCUACACAGAAGAGCUGGGAGACGAAAGACUACAAUGCCCUGGUUAGAGACGAAAGCUCAUGGAGAAUGGCUUUCACUAGAAGUGGCUUUGGUACGAGUGAAGGUAAGAUCAUCCAGGCCAUCAACUACUUCGCCGACUUCCAAGACAAGCUUGAGGAACUUGUGAAGCAGCAUGCUGGAUGAUUUCGGACGCAUCGGUCCAUCAAGUUGGUGUUGCAGCAUCCAAUACCCAGAACGAAAUUGGACAAAGGAAAGCUUCUUACAAUACCAUAAUGAACGACUUCAUUCACAACCCUCGAUCGCCCUCUCGUGAUUCUUCGUUAUUUGCGAUUGAACAAAGAAGCUCAC